This is a messenger RNA of Hibiscus syriacus, 1140 nucleotides long. RefSeq names its product phosphatidylinositol/phosphatidylcholine transfer protein SFH9-like. Bases 1 to 822 code for a protein of 273 amino acids. NCBI's taxonomy places the organism in Eukaryota, Viridiplantae, Streptophyta, Magnoliopsida, Malvales, Malvaceae. The record is from RefSeq and is a predicted model, not a curated record. The transcript is spliced from 10 exons.
AUGCGGAAACGUAGCAGACGCGUCCCUGAUUGCAAAUACACUGCAAUUUCCAUCGAGGAUGUAAGGGAUGUGGAGGAGGAAAAAGCGGUCAGAGCUUAUCGUCAGGCGUUGCUUGCAAAGGAUCAGCUUUCUCCACAUUAUGAUGAUUACCACACUUUGUUAAGGUUUUUGAAAGCAAGGAAGUUUGACCUUGAUGAAACCAUGCAGAUGUGGGAAGAUAUGCUGAACUGGAGGAAAGAGUAUGGAGUAGAUACUAUUGUACAGGAUUUUGUGUAUGAUGAGUAUGAAGAAGUUCAGCAGUGUUACCCCCAUGGUUACCAUGGUGUGGACAAACAGGGUCACCCUGUUUAUAUUGAAAGAAUUGGUAAAACUGACCCUGUCAAACUGAUGAAGAUCACUACAGUUGAAAGAUUUUUAAAAUAUCAUGUGCAGGGAUUUGAGAAGGCUUUUUUGGAGAAGUUUCCUGCCUGUUCUAUUGCUGCUCAGAGGCACAUAGAUCGUACGAUAACAAUAUUAGAUGUCCAGGGUUUGAACUGGGUGAGUUUUGGCAAGGUUGCACAUGAUCUCUUGAUGCACAUACAGAAAAUUGAUGGUGACAACUAUCCUGAGACUUUACAUCAAAUGUACAUAGUUAAUGCUGGAAGUGGAUUCAAACUACUGUGGAGCACAGCAAAAGGCUUUCUUGAUCCAAAUACUACUGCAAAGAUUCAUGUUCUCGGGAACAGAUUCCAUAACGAAUUAUUGGACUUGGAGAUUAUUGAUCCAAGCCAAUUGCCAGAGUUUCUUGGUGGAAUUUGCUCAUGCCCUAAUGAUGGUGGUUGAUUUGGAUCUGAUAAGGGACCCUAGAAUGACCCAGAAAUAAUGAAGUUGGUACACUCAGGAAAUGCCUUGUACUUGAAGGAAACAAAAAGCUCUUCUGAGAAUGAUAAUUUGGAAGUCAAGCUUUUGUCUACUAAGGUUGCAAGUAUUAAAAUAUCUUAUGCUUCUGAUGCGAGGCCAGACACAAUAGAUUUCAUGCAGUUAGUGUCACACUCUGAUGAAAUAAUUAUCUCUGCCCCAUCUUUCUAACUUCUCUUCUAAGCAUGGUUAUGAAUUUUUUUCAUUUGACUUUAUAAUCCUUGUUUCUUUUUGUGCUAUUUG